GGGCCGGCGCUGUCGCGGUGCUCCUUGGGCCUCACCGUGCGUGUCCACGCGGGACGACCGCUGGGCUUCUCACCUGGAGGCAGUCUCCUCACCUAGGGUUGGGGCUCCGCGCCUGGGGCCUGAUGAGUGUGUUUCUGGGGUUCCAGACAUCUGCAUAUCCCCACGUGCCCGAGGCAAUUGGCACUGGAACCCGUGGUUUAAGCUAGGAAGAACGAAGAUUACAGAAACUGCAGCAGUUCAAAGGAUUCCCAUUACCCUUCAAACACAUUUCCCAGGUGUUAACUCGAGCGUGAGUUUUGAAGCUAGGGGACCUGCGUCUCCAUUCUCUCAAAACGAUUCGAGUGGCGGUGCCGACGGUGGAUGAAGGUCCGUGAGGCUGACGUGCAGAAUGGCCGGGAAGAGGCCGUCGGGCCUGGGCAAGCAGCGCCGGCUCCUGGGGCUGCUGGUGGCGGUAGCCACCGUCCACCUGGUUGCCUGCCCCUACACCAAAGUGGAGGAGAGCUUCAACCUGCAGGCCGUGCAUGACCUGCUCUACCACCGGCUGGACGUGGAGAAGUUUGACCAUCUCGAGUUCCCUGGCGUGGUCCCCAGGACGUUCCUCGGGCCGCUGGUGAUCGCGGCACUCUCCAGCCCCGCCGUUUACGUCCUUUCACUCCUGGAAACGUCUAAGUUCUAUUCUCAGCUAGUAGUCAGGGCCGUCCUGGGACUCGGCGUGAUCUUUGGACUCUGGACUCUACAAAAAGAAGUGAGGCGGCAGUUCGGGGCCACGGUGGCCGCCCUGUUCUGCUGCGUGACGGCCUCGCAGUUCCACCUGAUGUUCUACUGCACGCGGACGCUCCCCAACGUGCUGGCCCUGCCCGUGGUCCUGCCAGCCCUCGCAGCCUGGCUGCAGCAGAGGUGGACGCGCUUCAUCCAGCUCUCGGCCUUCGCCGUCCUGGUCUUCAGAGCUGAGCUGAGCCUGCUCCUGGGCCUGGCGCUGCUGCUGCCGCUCUGCCUGCGGAAGGUCUCGGUGGCCCGGGCCCUGCGCUGCGCCGUGCCGGCUGGGGUCCUCUGCUUAGGACUGACGGUGGCCGUGGACUCCUAUUUUUGGCGCUCCCUCGUGUGGCCAGAAGGAAAGGUGCUCUGGUACAACACCGUCCUGAACAAAAGUUCCAACUGGGGCACCUCACCGCUGCUCUGGUACUUCUACUCGGCCCUGCCUCGCGGCCUGGGCUGCAGCCUGCUCUUUGUGCCCCUGGGCGCCGUGGACAGAAGGGCCCUGGCGCUGCUCGUGCCGGCGCUGGGCUUCGUGGCUCUGUACUCGCUUCUCCCGCACAAGGAGCUGCGCUUCAUCAUCUAUGCCUUCCCCCUGCUCAAUGUCGUGGCCGCCAGGGGCUGCGCCCGUGUGCUCAACAAUUACAAGAAGUCCUGGCUUUAUAAAGUGGGGUCCUUCCUCGUGAUAGGACACCUCGUGGUGAACGCCACAUACUCGGCCACAGGCUUGUACGUGUCCCACUUCAACUACCCUGGCGGCGUGGCGAUGCAGAGGCUGCAUGAACUGGUGCCCUCCCGCACAGAUGUCGUUGUGCACAUCGAUGUGGCCGCUGCCCAGACAGGUGUGUCCCGGUUUUUGGAAGUCAACAGUGCCUGGAGGUACGAGAAGAGAGAGGACGUGCAGCCUGGCUCCGAGCACAUGCUGGCCUACACGCACCUCCUCGUGGAGGCUGCCCCCGGGCAGCUGGCCCCCUACCGGGACACGCACCGGGUGCUGGCCAGCGUCCCAGGCACAACCGGGCUGAGCCUGAACCUGAGCAGGCUGCCCCCCUUCGACGUGAACCUGCAGACCAAGCUGGUGCUUCUGGAGAGACUUCUCGGGCCUUCCUGAGGAGGAGGAGCCAGAGGCCCUCCAGGACAUUGGUAUUCCGACAGACGGGCCGAGACGGGAAACGCGCAGAGGACCACGGGUGUGCCCUCACGGGGGCG
Molecule: messenger RNA, 1962 nt
Organism: Mesoplodon densirostris (Blainville's beaked whale)
Lineage: Eukaryota; Metazoa; Chordata; Mammalia; Artiodactyla; Ziphiidae
Gene: ALG12
Product: ALG12 alpha-1,6-mannosyltransferase
Exons: 10
Coding region: 389-1864 (491 amino acids)
Biological process (GO): protein N-linked glycosylation
Cellular component (GO): endoplasmic reticulum membrane
Molecular function (GO): alpha-1,6-mannosyltransferase activity
Source: RefSeq, a predicted model, not a curated record